Messenger RNA from Coregonus clupeaformis (lake whitefish), 1290 nucleotides. RefSeq names its product chemokine (C-C motif) receptor 10 (gene ccr10). Gene Ontology annotation, cellular component: membrane. The record is from RefSeq and is a predicted model, not a curated record. Gene Ontology annotation, molecular function: G protein-coupled receptor activity. NCBI's taxonomy places the organism in Eukaryota, Metazoa, Chordata, Actinopteri, Salmoniformes, Salmonidae. The transcript has a single exon. Bases 1 to 1290 code for a protein of 429 amino acids. Gene Ontology annotation, biological process: immune response; G protein-coupled receptor signaling pathway.
AUGGAUCUCACAAGCUUUUUUGCCAUGGACUACGAUUACAGCCUGGUGACAGGGGACGACUUUGACUACAACGACACCUCCACCAGCGGCUACGAGCUCAUUGAGCGUUGCGAGGCCAGCGAGCAACAGCUGACGAUCAAGGUCUUCCAGACCUGUGUCUUCCUCCUGGUUUUUCUCCUGGGCGUGCUGGGCAACUCCCUGGUCAUCGCCACCUUUGUUCUCUACCGCCGCCUGCGUCUCCGCUCCAUGACUGACAUCUUCCUCUUCCAGCUGGCCCUAGCCGACCUCCUCCUCCUCCUCACCCUGCCCAUCCAGGCUGGAGACACCCUCCUGGGCCACUGGGCCUUCGGCGACGCCCUGUGCAAGGCAACACAUGCUAGCUAUGCUGUCAACACAUACAGCGGGCUGCUGCUGUUAGCCUGCAUUAGCGUAGACCGCUACGUGGUGGUGGCUCGGACCCAGGAGGCGCUGAGGCUACGUAGCCGCAUGCUAACGGGCGGCAAGCUGGCCUCGCUGGGCGUGUGGCUAGCCGCCCUGCUCCUUAGCCUGCCCGAGAUCCUCUUCUCCGGGGUGGAGGAAAGAGAAGGGGAGGGGGAGCUGCACUGCGGCAUGAACGUGUGGGUGGAGGAGAGCUGGCGGGUCAAGACGGCCGCCCGCGGCGCCCAGAUUGCCGGCUUCUGCCUGCCCUUCCUUGUCAUGGUAGCCUGCUACUCACUGAUUGGCCGUGUGCUGUGUGAGGGGCGGGGGCGCUGGGGCUGGCGGCGCCAGCGGACCCUGAGGCUGAUGGUGGUGCUGGUGGCCGUCUUCCUGCUCUUCCAGCUGCCCUACACCGUGGUGCUCUCCCUCAAGGUGGCAGGGCCAGGGGCUGCCGGGCAGACUUGCGAUCAGUGGGCCGCCACACUGCUGAGGGAGUAUGUGACUUGCACCCUGGCAUAUACCCGCUGCUGUCUCAAUCCCCUCCUCUAUGCCCUGGUGGGCGUCCGCUUCAGGAGCGACGUUCUGAAGCUUCUCCACGGCGUGGGCUGUUUGUGCUGGGCCGGGUCUGGGCCUCACCUGGAGAGCUGUACCUCGGUGUCACCCUCCUCCCCGGGCAUAACCACCCUCUCUCCCCUGCCGCCCACCUCACCUCUGCUCCUACCCCCCGACACCCUGGCACACAGCAUCAAAUAUCAGCCUCCAACAGCAAGCCACCCCUUUGGCCAGACCAAGGUGUUUCUCCUCCCUAGUAGGCCUUCCCUGCCCUCAGAUGGCCUGCUUCAGUCCACUGUCUCAAAAACCAAACCGGUCUAA